AUGGCCGACGAGACUAUGAUCGAAGCACCAGCUGUAGUUGUAGAUGCUGAUCCUGCAGUAACGGCCGCGCCUGACGUCAUCAUGAAUGAAGGGGAAGAAAAGAUAAAACUCGACAAAGCCGUCCGGCAGAUCGAGUUCUACUUUGCUGACUCCAAUCUGCCUUAUGAUAGGUUCAUGUGGACACUACACGCCAAAGAUGCCGAACACUGGAUACCUCUCGACAUCGUCACGUCUUUCAAACGGAUGCGCGAAUACGCUCCUCUGCUAGCUAAAAUACCAGAUGCCCUUCGAGCCAGUGAACUUCUUGAGGUGGAUGAGGCGGGAAAACAAGUUCGACGAAGGACGGAGCCCAAGGAACCAGUGGGGCAGUUCGAGCGUAGCGUGUAUGCCGAUUUGGUACUGAGGAAGAAAACUCGAAACUCCAAUCCCGUCCUGGAGGAUUUCUUCCAGUUCUACGGAAAUACGAACGAAGUGCGUAUGCGCAGGGAUGAGCACAAAAGAUUCAAAGGAUCUGUAUUUGUCGAGUUCACCGAGAUGAGCGGAGUCGAAACGUUCCUCAAUGCUGACCCCAAGCCAACGUGGGAAGGGAAGGAACUGGUGAUUAUGUCUAAGGAGGAUUAUUGCCAGAUGAAGGUGAAAGAAAAAGGCCUCACUGGAAAAGCUGCUCAGUUCCGCAAGGACCUCAUCACACGGCGGAAAUUCGACGCGUUCAAAAACAUGGAAAACGAGAAGAAGACGAACGAGGGAAAGAAGGAAGUGGAGAAGAAGGAUAUCUAUCUCGACAAGGGCGUCGGAACCGUGAAGGAGGAGGAAAUCCCCUUCGUUAAGGGCGCCUACAUUGAACAACCCAUCCGGGACCUUUUCGAAGGUCAGACCCCGUUCAUCAAGUAUCAACGUGGCGACAAUCACGGUCUCGAUAUCACCAAAGUAAAAGACGGUGUCAAAAAGCUGGAGGACCAGGAUCUGACCUUGGUCCACCUAUUGGCGGAAGAAGAGAAGGCUUUCCAAAUUGAACGUGCUCAGGUCGGCGGCUCGGGCAGUCCUUCGGAACACGGAGGAAGGCGGACCAAUCCGAGGAAGAGGGCGGGGUGGUGCAAGGGGCGGUCGAGGACGUGGUCGAGGACGUGGUGCAAGGAGUGGUCGGGGCGGCUUCAGCAGACGGGAGAGCGACUAGGAAGGAUGUGGGUAGGGGAAGACGGCCCGGAGCAAGCAGGGGAGAAACGAAAACGCGCUGUAGAACCUGACGGCGGGCCGGAUGUUGGAGUGCGCGGAGUCGGCGGCCCGCCCGCCGUCCAGAGCACCAAAAAGGUUAAGAUCGAAGGCGGAGAGGCGGAUUCUGCGCCAUAA
Molecule: messenger RNA, 1347 nt
Organism: Desarmillaria tabescens
Lineage: Eukaryota; Fungi; Basidiomycota; Agaricomycetes; Agaricales; Physalacriaceae
Exons: 9
Coding region: 1-1347 (448 amino acids)
Biological process (GO): RNA processing
Cellular component (GO): nucleus; ribonucleoprotein complex
Molecular function (GO): RNA binding
Source: RefSeq, a predicted model, not a curated record